GUGGGACAAACCACCCCUUGGAGAGCUGGCGAUGCCGGAAGCUGCGGGGAUCCCCCCGCCAAAAUCCACGAGGUGACAUAGGACUCAAGACCCAGGAGCAUGACGCUUGAGGGGCGAGAGGCAGCUGGCCAGCCUCAAGCCACCCUGGGGCCCCCGGCCAAUGGCAGUGGGCCAAGCCAGGAGUUGGAAGGCCAUUGGCCAGAAAUCCCGGAGAGGUCCCCAUGUGUGGCUGGUGUCAUCCCUGUCAUCUACUACAGCAUCCUGCUGGGCCUGGGGCUGCCUGUCAACCUCCUGACCACAGUGGCCUUGGCCCGGCUGGCCGCCAGGACCAGGAAGCCCUCCUACUACUACCUUCUGGCGCUCACAGUCUCGGAUAUCGUCACCCAGGUGGUCAUCGUGUUCGUGGGUUUCCUCCUGCAGGGCGCCGUGCUGGCCCGGGAGGUUCCCCGGGCUGUGGUGCGCACGGCCAACAUCCUGGAGUUUGCUGCCAACCAUGCCUCCGUCUGGAUUGCUGUCCUGCUUACGGUCGACCGGUACAGCGCCCUGUGCCAUCCCCUGCACCACCGGGCCGCCUCAUCCCCAGGCCGGACCCGCCGAGCCAUCGUCGCUGUCCUCGGUGCUGCCCUCCUGACCGGAAUCCCCUUCUACUGGUGGCUGGAUGUGUGGAGGGACGCGGACCCCCCCAGCAUGAUGGAUGAGGCCCUCAAGUGGGCUCACUGUCUCAUCGUCUACUUCAUCCCUUGUGGUGUUUUCCUGGUCACCAACUCGGCCAUCAUCUGCCGGCUGCGGAGGAGGAGCCAGAGUGGGCUGCGGCCCCGGGUGGGCAAGGGUACAGCUAUCCUCCUGGGUGUCACCACGCUCUUCACCGUCCUUUGGGCACCCCGGAUCUUUGUCAUGCUCUACCACCUGUAUGUGGCCCCUGUCCACCGGGACUGGAGGGUCCACCUAGCCUUGGACGUGGCCAACAUGGCGGCCAUGCUCAACACAGCAGUCAACUUCAGCCUCUACUGCUUUGUCAGCAAGACUUUCCGGGCCACCAUCCGAGAGGUCAUCCAUGAUGCCCACCUGCCCUGCAUCCUGGGGUCACAGCCAGAGGGCAUGGUGGUGGAACCUGUGCUAAAGCCCCCGGGAAUUCCCAAAGGGGCAGAAUUGUAGAGGAGGGGCCCAGCCAGGGUGCUCGGGUGUGGCUCAGGGCCAGAUA
This is a messenger RNA of Prionailurus viverrinus (fishing cat), 1201 nucleotides long. RefSeq names its product G protein-coupled receptor 142 (gene GPR142). Lineage: Eukaryota; Metazoa; Chordata; Mammalia; Carnivora; Felidae. Gene Ontology annotation, biological process: G protein-coupled receptor signaling pathway. Gene Ontology annotation, cellular component: membrane. The transcript is spliced from 3 exons. The record is from RefSeq and is a predicted model, not a curated record. Gene Ontology annotation, molecular function: G protein-coupled receptor activity. The coding region runs from base 100 to 1155 and encodes 351 amino acids.